UACCUUCGAUCCCAUUUUAUUCUUUAUAUUUGUGCAAAUUUGCGCCCAACAUGAUGCGUGUUGGGUCCUGGCUGUAUGGCAAAAAGCCGGCCAAUGCAUCCCAGAUGGAUUAUUUGGCUGAAUUGAGAGACUUGGAUGAGGCGAUGAAAGCGGCUACCUUUAUCCUUAACGACGACGUCGAUACUGCUGAAGAUGGUCUCGCCAAGGGAGACUCAACUUUUCAUCAGUUGGGAAAAGGCAUGGUGGCCUUUGUUCGCGCAACUUUAGGCUUUGAACAGGAUGUUAUGAGACAAGCAUCGGAGCGAUUAAGCGAAGCCGAAACGAGCGCCGCGAGCGAACAGUACCGCGCCCAGCAGAGUUCUAGUGCUCCUAAUGCCUUUCAUUCGGAGAUCUACAGCCCCGGUACCGAGUAUGUUCUGGUCCAGGCCAUUGCACAGCUCUUGGGCGCCGUGGUUGGGGUUUUGAAUGAGAGUUUGACGGAGAGUGUCAAGGCGUUCUACCGCCUGCGCAAGGCGUACAUUGCAUUGGAUACGAUCUUGAAAAUGGAAGAGAAAUUUAUGGAGGCCCACAGGCCAAAACAGGGCAUCUCUACACAAUCUAGUGACCUUUCCAAAGCGAGUGCCAACUCCGAUUCGAAACUAGCGGAGAAGUCCAGCAUGGCCUCGUCGACCAAAGGGGCUUCUACGACUGCCAAUGGACUGCCUGCUUUGGAUACAGAUCUCGCCAAAAGUGUAUCCGGACUAGCCCUUGCCCAAGGAACUAACUCCGAGCCAGUGUCACGUAUCUCCACACCUGGCGGCUCAAAUAUCACGCAUGACCCCGACUCGGACAUUUUCAAAAAUGAAAUCGACAUCUUCAUCCACUCGGGUGCCAAUUUCUGUUUUGGAAUCCUUCUCAUUAUCAUCUCGAUGAUCCCGCCAUCUUUCAGCAAACUCCUUGCCAUCAUUGGAUUCCACGGAGACAAGCAGCGGGGUCUGAGGAUGGUUUGGCAGGCUAGUAAGUUUCACAACUUGAUCGGAGCCUUUGCUGCUUUGGCAGUCCUUGGAUACUACAAUGGGUUUGUGCGGUACUGCGAUAUCAUGCCGGACCCAAUAGCGGGCGGGGAUGAUGUCGAGGGCUACCCGGCAGACAGAUUGGUGGCUCUGUUGGCAGAGAUGCGCAGCAGAUUUCCGGAUAGUCGACUUUGGUUGCUGGAGGAAUCGCGUAUGGAGGGGGCGAAUAAGAACCUAGACGGUGCAUUUGAGCUUCUUUCUACGAGCAAGAAGAGUCCUCUGAAACAAGUUGAGGCACUCUGUGUGUUCGAGAAGAGUUUGAAUGCCUUGUUCCUGCACAAUUACAGCGCAUGUACGAGUGCAUUUAUUGAGUGUUCCGAUCUCAACUCCUGGUCCCGGUCAUUGUAUUACUACAUUGCUGGAUCAUGUCAAGUCCUCCUAUACCGCCAGUGCAUCAAGAAUGAUCCCAAAAAGGCCGAGCAAUACGCUGAAAAUGCGAUAAAGUAUAUCCGCCAAGCCCCAUCGUAUGCAGGGAAGAAGAAAUUUAUGGCCCGUCAGCUACCGUUCGACGUUUUUGUCUCCCGUAAGAUCGCCAAGUGGGAGGCCCGGGCGAAGGAAUGGGAUGUUUCCCUGAUUGAUGCUAUCGGAGUGGAUCCAGUCGAGGAGAUGAUCUUUUUCUGGAACGGGCAUAGUCGUAUGACUGACAGCCAGCUCGAGGAGUCACUGGAGCGACUGGCAUGGUGUGAGAGCGAGGCAAACCCGACCUGGUCCCGUGAAGGAGCCGAGGGACAAGCUAUCGUGGAUCUUCUGCGCGCUGCUGUAUACCGAUCUCUGCGCAAGAACCAGGAAGCUAAGGAGCUCCUCAAGACCAAGGUUCUUAACCAUGAAAAGUCGCUGUUCAAGAGUCAUUUGCAUGACAACUGGGUCCUUCCGGCUGCUCAUUACGAGAUGGCGGCCAAUCUUUGGAUGGAGCGUCCCACUUACCGAGCUUUGCACGGGACCUCUGGCAUUGCACAGACUUCGCAGAAUGCCGAGGAACCCGAUUCGUCAUUCACCGAAUCAGAAAACCCCAAUACUUCUGAUGUCACCGAGGCCGAGAGAAAGCUUGUCCGUGAUUGCAAACAACAUUUGGAAACUGCAGCUAAGUGGGAAAGCUAUGAGAUGGAGGCUCGCAUUGGCCUUAAAGUAACCGCCGGUAAGGAUGCUUUACAAAAGUGGGAGGCUAUGCAUUCAGCUUGAUCGUGGCCACAAUCUCCUUGAACUGUUCAUAUCAUUUGGAUGUCAUGUACAGUAAACACCGCCACUUAGACGUUUUUGUUAUAUAGAUUCGAUUUAGACAAUGGGCAAUGAUAUCAUGUUGACUCGGGAACA
This is a messenger RNA of Penicillium pulvis, 2363 nucleotides long. Its product is annotated as TTC39/IML2 family protein. The coding region runs from base 51 to 2231 and encodes 726 amino acids. The record is from RefSeq and is a predicted model, not a curated record. The transcript has 6 exons. NCBI's taxonomy places the organism in Eukaryota, Fungi, Ascomycota, Eurotiomycetes, Eurotiales, Aspergillaceae. Gene Ontology annotation, cellular component: mitochondrial outer membrane; cytosol; nucleus.